Elaeis guineensis (African oil palm) is the source of this 1143-nucleotide messenger RNA. RefSeq lists its product as uncharacterized. The record is from RefSeq and is a predicted model, not a curated record. Lineage: Eukaryota; Viridiplantae; Streptophyta; Magnoliopsida; Arecales; Arecaceae.
CCAUGUUCUCCGAAAAAAAAAAAACCCCUCAUUUCUCUUUAUCUACGAAAUUAUCCCUGAUUGUCUGGUCUACUGGGAUAAGAAGAGUCCGAAGCCCGUCCAUUUUUAUUCUUCUCAACCCUUUCCUGCUCCAAUUCUUGGGUGAAGAAUCGGAGAGGGGCUCUAUUUGAGUAUUGUUUUGUUAUCCUGCUGGAGCAAUGGCUUUAAACCAAACCUUGAAAAUUGCUCUUACUGUCUCCUCCUUUGGGGCCCUCUCCUUCAUAUUUGGUGUAGUUGCAGAAAAUAAAAAGCCUCCAUAUGGAACCCCAAUUGUAGGAAAGGGUGUAGUCAUCUGCAAGUUUUCUAGUGAUCCAACAAUCGCGCUGGGAAGUUUUUCUGUUGUCAUGCUCUUUUUAGCAGUUAUCGUGGGUCAUGUAGCUGUCUAUUUUCCAUACAAAGGGAAGUCUGUUCCACAGCAGGCUUUGUUCCGCAGCACUCCAUUGGUUGUUUUCUUUGUUAUUGCAGAGAUCUUGUCUGCUCUAGCAAUGGGGAUGAUGAUGUGGGCAACCAUCACUGAAGGCCUUAACCGUGUACACAACAUUCACCAUGAUCUUAAAACACAGUGCCCCACUGCCAAGACUGGCCUCUUUGGUGGUGCUGCCUUCCUUUCCCUUGAUGCAGUCCUCAUGUGGCUUGUCUGCCAGAUGCUGACCCUCAAUGCCAGAGGUGAUUACCUGGAUGAGAAGGAUCCUAAAGGCGAAUAUGGACAAGUUUAUGCCACCGAUUACAAUGCUAAAGGGGCUGACCCUCCGCUUUCCAUGGCGUGAGAAAAAGUAUUUCAUAGGAGAACAAGCACUUGCACUGGGUAGCAACUCCUUUACCAUUUACAUCAGGACAGAGAUGAUAGUUCACAUAUGUAACUAUGUUAUAAUCCCUGUAUCAGUGUCACGACUAUUUUUAAGGUGGUACCUUGCUCCUAAGAUCCUGGUUUACAUUCCGAUUGUGCUGGAUUUACAUGUUUGCUGUACCAGUAGGAUUUAACAAGUUUGGAAGAUGACAACUCUCUCUUUCUAAGCGAGAAGUUUAGGUCGGUCUCAACAUAAUUCUCCAUCUUAGAGAUGUUCAGGUGCUUUUAUUACUUUAUCCAUGAAAUACUUUGUUCCA